CGUUACUCUCCCUCUACGUGUCCAACAGCAGGCCAGCACUCCUCCUUUUGCUCAGUAUGUCUAACCCUACCAACACAGAGAAUGUGUCCACCUUGGAGACGGCCAUGCAGCUGAUGAUCCAGACCUUCCAUAAGUAUUCUGGAGACGAGGGCGACAAAUACACCCUGAGCAGAGCAGAGCUCAAAGUGAUGCUCUCUGCAGAGCUGGGCAACUACCUGGGGAAUGCCCAGGACAAGGAAGCAGUGGACAAGGUGAUGGGGGACCUGGAUGCCAACAAUGAUGGAGAGGUGGACUUCACUGAGUUUGUUAUUCUGGUGGGGGCGCUCACCGUCGCCUGCAACGACUUCUUCCUGGAGUACAACGACAAGGGGGAGAAGAAGUGAACACAACACACACAUGUACACAACACACACAUGUACACUCACACAUAUCUAUGCUCUCUCUCUCACACUCACUCACUGAGGAGAGGACGAUCAAAUCAAAUCAAAUGUAUUUAUAAAUCCCUUCUUACAUCAGCUGAUAUCUCAAAGUGCUGUACAGAAACCCAGCCUAAAACCCCAAACAGCAAACAAUGCAGGUGUAGAAGCACGGUCAUUAUGAGACAUCUCCACUCAAAUCCUGGCUAGGCUUAAUGUCUACUGUUUAAUAACAGAGACCUACACACACCAUACAUACCACACACAUGCACACACACACUCAGAUGUUCAUAGAUGCAUCGUGGCACACUGGGCAGUGUGUUUAGUGUUUAGUGUGUGUGCCGUCUCGAUCCAAACCAAACCCAACACACAGAAGUUUAUUCCAGAGUGAAAAUGUGGAGAGUUUAAGUCAUCAUUAAUAACGGUCAUUGUUGAAUAUGUGAAUAUAAUUUCUCUGUCUUUUCAUUCGUUUUGUUAAACUGUUCCUCCUCGAUAGAAUAAACAUGACAUUUAACCAAA
Salvelinus fontinalis (brook trout) is the source of this 935-nucleotide messenger RNA. Its product is annotated as protein S100-A1-like. The coding region runs from base 57 to 383 and encodes 108 amino acids. Lineage: Eukaryota; Metazoa; Chordata; Actinopteri; Salmoniformes; Salmonidae. The transcript has 3 exons. Gene Ontology annotation, molecular function: transition metal ion binding; calcium ion binding. The record is from RefSeq and is a predicted model, not a curated record.